AUUUUUGAUGAACGCUGUGGAUGACCGUGGACCAACGAAGGUUAUAAAAGAGUCAGAACACCACGACGCACAAUAACAGGAGAAAUGUUGAAGCUUGCGGGACUGGUGUCCCUCAUUCUAGGCGUUCAGGCCAGCAGUAUGAAGCGACCAACGACUUUUGCAAUGGACAAAUUGGAAAAAUAUCCACAAUUUUGUAACCCGAUGUCCUUGAUGUCAGCUCCUCAAUGCAUCAAUAUUCCCAAAGUUUUCAGCCCGGAUAUGUUUUGGAACUGCAAGAAAGGUGGUGCUCACCGCGAAUCCAGAAAUCCUUUUGCAAUGCUUGCUAGGAAAGGAAUCAGAGGCUUUAGUGGAAAUUGGAAGAAACGAAGCGAGAAAAUGCCACUAGUUUUUCCAAUGCGCGCAGGUGCAGGUUGCGACCCCAACUGCCUGGCAGAGUGCGUCAUGAAUAGGACUAAUCACCUUGACGGAAACGGCGCAAUAUUGGCCGAUAGGUUGUUGGAAAAUUUCACGAUUGCUAUCCAGAAAUUAAAGCAAGAAGACCAAGAAGUAUGGAAACCAAUUGUUGAGAAGGUUGUCAAAACUUGCACAGAUGAAGUAGCUAAUUCUCCAGAAUUACUUACAACAACAACAACAGCGCUACCAGGACAAACAGAACCAACUGUCGAGCAAAAAGCCUGCAAAAGCGAUAGUCGUAGAGCUCUCACUUGUUUACAGAGAGCUAUGAUUGUGCAAGCUCCCGACUCCCAGAAACUCUACCUGACAGGAAACACUGAAAUUCCUGAAGGUAUGCCGACGUGCGAAAAAAGGUUGGCGCAAUUGCAAGGUUGCGACUACAACUUCAUGUUAUCAGCUGACCAGCUUAAGGAAGUUUUUGGUGCGCCAGGCGGCCCAGGUGGAUUCAAUUUUAACGACAGAUUCAAGAAAAUGAAGCAAAAAUUCAUGGGAAAACUGGGUGAUCUGAAAAAUAAUAGGGGAGGUCGGCGCAAAUCAAUUGACACGUUCACAACAAUUGAUCCUGAGAUAACCUCACCUUAAUUUUAUUGUUUUUUAAUUGUAUUUGAUAAUGGUCACGGGUAAAAAAGCAUGGAUAGGUGAAGGGGGUUGACGCACAUUUCUUGAGAUUAAAUAAACAUAACAAAGAAUUUCACGAUGUUUUAUUAUUAAUUAUAAGCUAUUUAGCAAACUAAUUGGUUGUAAAAUUU
Neocloeon triangulifer is the source of this 1202-nucleotide messenger RNA. RefSeq lists its product as uncharacterized. The record is from RefSeq and is a predicted model, not a curated record. Gene Ontology annotation, molecular function: odorant binding. The transcript has 8 exons. NCBI's taxonomy places the organism in Eukaryota, Metazoa, Arthropoda, Insecta, Ephemeroptera, Baetidae. Bases 85 to 1035 code for a protein of 316 amino acids.